AUGGCCUCCUCCGCCAUGGAGCUCUCGCUCCUCAACCCCGCCGCGACGCACCGCCACAGCGGGGGCCUCGCCGCCGCCGGCCUGCCCCUCGCGCCGCGGCGCUCCGUGGUCCGCUGCCGCGGGUCCGCCUCCGCCGCGGCCGCCGCGCCGCCCAGGUCCUCGGGCCCCAAGAAGCGGGGCAAGACGGAGAUCCAGGAGACGCUGCUCACGCCCCGCUUCUACACCACCGACUUCGACGAGAUGGAGCGCCUCUUCAAUGCCGAGAUCAACAAGCAGCUCAACCAGGCGGAGUUCGACGCGCUGCUGCAGGAGUUCAAGACGGACUACAACCAGACCCACUUCGUGCGCAACCCCGAGUUCAAGGCCGCCGCCGACAAGAUGGAGGGCCCGCUCCGCCAGAUCUUUGUCGAGUUCCUCGAGCGCUCCUGCACCGCUGAGUUCUCCGGAUUCCUCCUCUACAAGGAGCUCGGUCGCAGGCUCAAGAAAACCAACCCGGUCGUGGCGGAGAUCUUCUCGCUCAUGUCUAGGGACGAGGCGCGCCAUGCUGGGUUCUUGAACAAAGGGCUGUCUGACUUCAACUUGGCACUGGACCUGGGGUUCUUGACCAAGGCUAGGAAGUACACCUUCUUCAAGCCCAAGUUCAUCUUCUAUGCCACCUACCUGUCUGAGAAGAUUGGGUACUGGAGGUACAUCACCAUCUUCAGGCACCUCAAGGCGAACCCAGAGUACCAGGUGUACCCCAUCUUCAAGUACUUCGAGAACUGGUGCCAGGAUGAGAACAGGCACGGUGACUUCUUCUCUGCCCUGCUCAAGGCUCAGCCGCAGUUCCUCAAUGACUGGAAGGCAAAGCUCUGGUCACGGUUCUUCUGCCUCUCGGUGUAUGUGACCAUGUACCUGAAUGACUGCCAACGCACUGCGUUCUAUGAGGGAAUUGGUCUGAACACCAAAGAAUUUGACAUGCAUGUGAUCAUUGAGACCAACCGCACGACAGCGAGGAUCUUCCCCGCUGUUCUGGAUGUUGAGAACCCUGAAUUCAAGAGGAAGCUUGACAGGAUGGUUGUGAUCAACCAGAAGAUCAUUGCUAUCGGAGAAUCUGAUGACAUUCCCCUAGUGAAGAACCUGAAGAGGAUUCCUCUCAUUGCCGCUCUGGUGUCUGAGAUCAUUGCCGCAUACCUCAUGCCCCCCAUCGAGUCUGGCUCAGUUGAUUUUGCUGAAUUUGAGCCCCAGCUUGUUUACUGA
Messenger RNA from Miscanthus lutarioriparius, 1239 nucleotides. The record is from the annotation of a GenBank genome assembly. Lineage: Eukaryota; Viridiplantae; Streptophyta; Magnoliopsida; Poales; Poaceae.